This is a messenger RNA of Vitrella brassicaformis, 1830 nucleotides long. The record is from the annotation of a GenBank genome assembly. Lineage: Eukaryota; Vitrellaceae.
CGAGAUCUCCCGUCUUCAAGUGCUUCCCGCGGACACCAUCGGUGUACGGCGAAUCAAUAAGCAGAGAAUCCCACAGCUCACUGACAGUUCAUCUCGUCGCUCUCUCCCCGCUGUGUGUGCACGUUGCUUCAAACAGGCUGUUUCGUCCCAUCCCUGACAGAAUGACGGUCCGCUGCAUGCCUCCCCGAGUCCAUCUUGUCGCCUUCUCUCGCCUCAUCUCUAUGGCGUUGCUGCUUCUGCCGCUGAACACGACGCAGACUGCCGCUGCCAUCGGCAGCGACAGAGCGGCGAGUGGGCUCCAGCUGAUGCGCAUGCGUCCGCACAGAGGGAGGGGAGGCCCUCUAGAAGCCUUCCUGCCAAGUGUGCCGAGGGAGAUGCCCCUGAGGGGCUUUGGGAUGCGUCGAGAUGAGUCUGUGAGGGCCAUCCAUGCCGGCAAGAGCCGAGAGGUGAGCUGACUGGACAGAUCGACGGGGAUCCACGCCAUUCGUACGAACGAUUCCUUCUCUGUGCUUCUGCCUGUGUGUGUUUCGUUCAGCUGCGCCAUCCAUCCACUCCUUCUCCAUCCCUGGGCACAAUCAACAGAAUGCGGCCUUCAGCUGCAACAGCCAGGUACAUGAAUGCACACAGACGGACAGGCAGAUGGGAUGCCGUCCAUAUGUGUGUGGCUUUCAGAUGGCCGUCCAUGCGGCGUCACACAGCGCUGCUCUCUGCCGUCGCCACACAGGCGGAAACGGCCGGCGAUUCAUCGGAGGCAGUCGGCAAGCCAUCGCUGGAAGGUGGGCACACGUUCAUCUCCCCAUUGCCGACCACGCAGCAAGACUCAUCGUGUGUGGUUCGUCUGCAGGUCGCGUGGAGCUGACAGUGGAUGAUCUGUUGCCCACGGCUGACGUGCCGCUCCCUCGAGUGGACUUGACGACAGAGCCUGAGGUGUUCAUUGGGAGCGAUUAUAUGGACAAGGCCUAUUCGCUGCUGCUGCGCGAGUACGGGAGGUAUGACGAUUCGAGCGCGCGAGUGAUGCCAAUGUCAUUCGUCGGCUUCCAAGGGGCUGGCAAGACCAGGAUGCUGAAAGAGCUGUCUAAGAAGCUGCGACAGGAAGGCAUCCCCGCCAUCUUUAUCCCUUUUGGUGACGAGACCGAGUACAACAUAGACACCGAAGGCGCCUCUACGCCGUUGUUCGACUCACUCAAUCUGCGGCUGGCGUGGGCGGCGGCGACCGACGAGGCGCGAGCAAGGGUCGCACGGGCAGCCAAUGUGGAUGUCGACAAGCUGAACUUUACGAUGUGGCUCAGGCACGCAUUCAUCAGCGAGCGCACCGCUCGUGAGUGGCUUGACUAUCACCCGUGUCUGCUGCUUAUCGACGAUCUUCACCGCUUUGCGACUCUGCAGGGCGACGAACGCUAUGAAGCGGAGGGCAAAGUGGGCAGAUACCUCAAGUGCAAUUUCCUUAAUCGUCGUGACCGGCAUUUCGUCUUCGCUGAGCCCAACAAUGCGACCACUGUCAGCGGCGAUUUUCUCUCCUUCCUCGAUCCAAUGUUCCGGAAGUGGCGUGACCUGCUCCGACCAGAGCUGCCUUUGAUCGAGGGAAAAGGAUCUGGAGCACCUUCUGGACAGCAAUGUGACUCGUGGGACGAUUUGCUGGGCCGGGCGAUCUCCUGGACUGGUAUGGGAGAUGUGUCAACACGGUGGCUCUCUGGAGGCCAAAGUCGGCAACGUCAGUUGUGUCGAUCCACGGAGAAGAUUUGGAGCGAUUGGGGUAUUAUGCGAUUUUCUGGCUACGGCGAUGGAAGGGACCAGCGGCUCUUUUGGGCCUAAUAUCGGCAACUGGACGGC